Messenger RNA from Perca flavescens (yellow perch), 2528 nucleotides. RefSeq names its product chondroitin sulfate N-acetylgalactosaminyltransferase 2 (gene csgalnact2). The transcript is spliced from 8 exons. Gene Ontology annotation, molecular function: glucuronosyl-N-acetylgalactosaminyl-proteoglycan 4-beta-N-acetylgalactosaminyltransferase activity. The record is from RefSeq and is a predicted model, not a curated record. Lineage: Eukaryota; Metazoa; Chordata; Actinopteri; Perciformes; Percidae. Bases 439 to 2058 code for a protein of 539 amino acids. Gene Ontology annotation, cellular component: Golgi cisterna membrane.
CACCAGUUUUCCUCUGUGCUGUUGUUCAGCCGAGAGCUAAACCGUGUACUAGCUCUCCAGGUGUAGCUAAUUCCUCCUGACCCUGUUCAUUCAGGUUUAAAUAAUGAUAUCUUUAGAAUGUAAAACCUUAAAAUAACUUGGACACAUAUUGACGACGUUGUUACAGAAAAAAUGUUUUAUUCAUUGACUAAAUUAAAUUGUUACUGGCAGGCUGGUUCAUUUCUAAGCUUGCUUGAACGGUGAUUAUCUCAUGGAUGUACACAGGACAGGUGUAAGAAGAUACCGGUAGGUUGGAGCCAGGAAACAGGACCUUCCCAGUAAAAUGACAUAAAGGCCCUUCCAAACCUCUACGAUGAUGUGCAGAAGCACAUUGUAGGUAAUGUGAUCAGAGGGGAAAGGGAAUGCAGACUUGCCAGCUCUAGCUUGUAUGUGAGCGUAAUGCCCAGGCGGGGGUUGCCGCUCCAGGGCCGGGUCCGCUGGCUCUUCCUGGGCUUGUUCCUGCUGCUGGUGCUGCUGCUGUUUGCGUACCUGCUGGAGUGCACCCCUCCAGCAGACGUCAGCCUGGCGCUGCCCGGCCUAGCAGGGGAGAGCUACGGGAAGGAGUACUACCAGGCCCUGCUGCAGGAACAGGAGGAGCGCCACCUAAACCGCGCCGCCAGUCUCAAGCGCCAGAUUGCCCAGCUCAAGCAGGAGCUGCAGGAAAUGGGUGAGAAGCUAAAGGUCCUGCAGGACAAGAAGGAGCUCCCUGGGGUGCAGGGCCUGGCCGAGACUAAAGACCAAGAGCCGGGAGAUCUGCUGGAGUUCCUGCACUCUCAGAUCGACAAGGCUGAGGUCAACACAGGGGCACGCCUCCCCAGCGAGUAUGCCCUGGUGCCCUUUGAGAGUUUCACCUCGUCCAAGGUGUACCAGCUGGAGAUGGGGCUGACGCGGCACCCAGAGGAGAAACCUGUCCGCAAAGACCGCAGGGACGAGCUGGUGGAGGUCGUGGAGGCUGCGCUGGACAUCAUCAACAACCCUGAUGAGGAGGACGUUGUGGAGGAAGACAUGCCGAUGCAGAGACAAACCUACACAGAGGGUCACUUUACGGAAGGGCUGUACAGGACCGAGCGAGACAAAGGGACGCUUUACGAACUCUUCUUCGCCAAAGAGGAUUCCAGCAGCUUCCGCCAUGUCACGCUCUUCAGACCUUUUGGUCCCUUAAUGAAAGUCAGGAGCACAUCUGUAGAAACAUCAGCAAUGAUUAUUAACAUCAUUGUGCCGCUGGCGGGCAGAAUAGAAACUUUCUCACAGUUCUUGCACAACUUCAGGGAGGUGUGCAUACAGCAGGACAGACGAAUACAUCUCACAGUGGUGUAUUUUGGGCCGGAAGGCCUACAGGAGGUGAAGUCAUCCUUGGAAAAAAUGUCAAGCGAGGAGAGCUUUUCCAAUUACACUCUGAUCCCAGUGGAUGAGGAGUUUUCCCGAGGUCGGGGUCUGGAUAUCGGAGCCCACGCCUGGAAGAAAGGCGACGUCUUAAUGUUUUUUUGUGACGUCGACAUCCACUUUACACUCGAGUUCCUAAACACCUGUCGUCUCCACGCUGCUCCCAAUAAGAAAGUCUUCUAUCCAGUGGUGUUCAGUCUGUACAAUCCUGCCAUCGUCUAUGGAAAUUUGGAGCUGGCUCCACCUACUGAACUCCAACUGAUUCACAAAAAAGAUGCUGGAUUCUGGAGAGAUUUUGGCUUCGGGAUGACGUGUCAGUAUCGUUCUGAUUUCCUAAAUAUCGGUGGGUUCGAUCUGGAAGUCAAAGGCUGGGGCGUGGAAGACGUCCACUUGUACCGGAAGUAUCUGAGGAGCGAAGUGAUCGUGAUUCGGACGCCAGUGUCCGGUCUCUUCCACCUGUGGCACGAGAAGCGGUGUGCGGACGAGCUGACGCCGGAGCAGUACCGCAUGUGCAUCCAGUCCAAAGCCAUGAACGAGGCCUCCCAUUCCCACCUGGGCAUGCUGGUCUUCCGUGACGAGAUCGAGGCUCACCUCCGCAAGCAGGCCUUCAAGACUCAGAGCAAAACGGAGGACUGAGCAAGCCUCCACAUAUACCCAUCGCCAUUCCGACGUCAAGACUGCGAGGUGCUGACUUAUUAUCGCACUACGUUUACAUGGAUCCUUCUGCAUUUCACUGCACAGCUGUAGACAAAUGAAUGUACAAAAACCAACAUUGAUCAAUGUGAAACUUCACAACGUGAUACAACAGCGCUAUCGAACCCGGAUAAACAAUCCUAUUGGUCAUUUUUAACCUGCAGAAGGACAACUAACCUGUAGCAUCUCUUGGAUUUAGGCCCACAUUGUAUGUUACGUAUUGGAAUCAAUUCCGUAAGCAUACCGUUAUUUGGAAAUGCCAUCCGACCUGCUUCAGUAACACACAGCACCUGACCUGGGCAACCCGUGUAUACUCCAUUUAUACCUUCUCUUCUGCUUAACUACAUUUCACUGCUCAGUGUGACCGCAGCCAUGGGAUUUUCUGCAUCCCCAAAAAGUUAUCAAACAAGCAG